GGUGCAAACCACAACGAUACUAAAUAGCAUUAUUCCCGCGACUUGGUGCAAGUAGGGUCGCGACGAGAAAACGCGCGCCAGUAGUAGAGGAAAAGUCGCGGAGCUUGCGAAAUGCAACCCGGGGCCUGGCUGCUAGGGCUAUCGGCCCUAAGACGCCAGGGAUCGUCCACACGGCACCGCACGCAAGCGUUGCUGUGCCGCGCGCGGCUGUCGCAAGCGAAUGCAUCGUCAGCCCCGAGCCCUAGGCCGCUGCUCGCGGCGCUGGGCUUCGCUACCUCCGCAACGGACCCCUCGCCAAUGGUGAAAAAGCUUCUAGUAGCCAACCGCGGUGAAAUCGCUUGCCGCAUCCUCAGCACGGCCCGGAAGCUCGGCGUCCCAACUGUCGCGGUCUACAGCGAAGCAGACCGGCGCGCCAAACACGUGGAGUUGGCGGAUGAAAGCUUCUGCAUUGGCGCCGCGGCGGCACGUGACAGCUACCUGCGCGCCGACGCCAUCCUGGACGCGGCCCGGCGCUCUGGCGCCGACUCGGUGCACCCCGGCUACGGCUUCCUCAGUGAGAACGCCGCCUUCGCCGAGGCCUGCGCCGCUGCCGGGCUGGCCUUCGUGGGGCCGCCCGCUGAGGCCAUUCGCGCCAUGGGAAACAAGAGCCGAGCCAAAGAGAUCAUGCAGGCGGCGGGUGUGCCAGUGGUCCCCGGCUACCACGGCGACGACCAGAGCGAGGAGCGCCUUGUGGCGGAGGCGGGCCGUGUGGGCUAUCCGCUGCUGGUCAAGGCGGUCAGCGGCGGCGGCGGCAAGGGCAUGAAGCUGGCCACGGGGCCCCACGACCUCUGGGAGGCCAUCACCUCUGCGCGGCGCGAGGCGCUGGCCUCCUUCAGCGACGACCGGCUGUUGCUGGAGCGCUACAUACAGCGGCCCCGACACGUGGAGGUGCAGGUGUUUGCCGACGGGCACGGCGGCGCCGUGUACCUGUUUGACCGCGACUGCUCGGUGCAACGCCGCCACCAGAAGAUCAUCGAGGAGGCGCCCGCGCCCGGGCUGCCCGAGGAGUUCCACAGGCACAUCGGCGAGGCGGCCGUGCGCGCCGCCCGAGCCGUGGGCUACCGCAACGCCGGCACUGUGGAGUUCAUCGUGGACACCGACAGCGCGGAACAGCAGUUCUACUUCAUGGAGAUGAACACGCGGCUGCAGGUUGAGCACCCCGUGUCGGAGGCCAUCACGGGCCAGGACUUUGUGGCGUGGCAGCUGUGCGUGGCGGCGGGCGGCGCCCUGCCGCGCAGCCAGCAGCAGCUGCAGGUGCGCGGGCACGCCUUCGAGGCGCGCAUCUACGCGGAGAGCCCCCGCAACAACUUCCUGCCGGGCGCGGGCACGGUGCGGCGGUGGCGCACGCCGGCAGCUGCCGUGACGUUUGCCAACGCCCCCGUGCGCGUGGACAGCGGCGUGCGGGAGGGCGACGCGGUGGGCACCUUUUACGACCCCAUGAUUGCCAAGCUGGUCACACACGGCCCCGACCGCGCCACAGCACUGGCGGCGCUGGUGGAGGCACUCAAACAGACGCAGGUUGCCGGCCUGCCCACCAACAUCCCCUUCCUGCUGCGCCUGGCCACCCACCCCGACUUCGCCGCUGCCACCCGCUCUGAGCUCACCACCGCCUUCAUAGCGCGGCACAGGGACACACUGCUUGCGCCGCAGCCCGUGCCAGACGAGGUGGCGGCGCUGGCGGCUGUGGCCCGACAUCUGCUGGCGGUGCGGCAGCAGGCGGAGGCGGAGGCGGCGCAGGGCCUGUCAGCCCGUCUGGGGCCCUGGGGCAACGCCGGUGGCGCCGGUGGCGCCGGCGACAGCUGGCGGCUGUGGCACAACCACCGGCGCGCCUACAGCCUGAGGCACGCUGAGGGCGGUGCGGGCGGCGCGGAGGCGGCCGGCGCCGAGCUGCACCUGGCGCUGACGGUGCUGGGCGGUGGCGACUUCAUGGUGGAGCGGACCUCGGCCUCCCUCGAGGCCGCGGCGGAGGCGGAGGCUGCCAAGGCGGCCGCCGCCAAAGCACACGAACACCACCACCAUCAUCAUCACGGGCACAAGCACGCCUCGCACACAUCACCUUCCUCUGCUACCGCCACCGCUACUGCUGCUGCUGCUGCUACUGCCGCUACACCUGCGGGGCUGCGCGUGCGCGGCGCCAGCCUGUCACCUGACGGUGGCCGGGUGGUGGCGGAGGUGGGCGGGCGGCGGCUGGAGGCGGCGGUGCUGGGCAGUGCGGCGGCGGGCGGCGGCGGCGGCGUGCCGGUUGAGCACACACUGGACCUGUGGCUGAACGACGGCGAACACUUCCACUUCACGUGGCCCGAGGCCACAUGGAGUCGCAAGGCGGGCGCGGGUGCCGGCGGCGCGGCGGGCGGCAGCGUGGCGGCGCCCAUGCCGGGGCGCGUGGUGGCGGUGAUGGUGGCGGAGGGCGACGCCGUCAAAGCAGGCGCGCCGCUGGUGGCCCUGGAGGCGAUGAAGAUGGAGCACAGGGUUGUGGCGCCGCGCGCGGGAGUGGUGGAGUCGGUGCUGGCGGCUCCAGGUCAGCAGGUGGCUCAGGGGCAGGUGAUGGUGGUCAUGCGGCCGGAGGGGCAGGCGGCGGCGGCGGCAGGGGGCAAGGAGGCGGCGGCGGGCAAGGAGGUGGCGGCGGCGUGAGGCAGGAUUGGGUUUGGGGUGGCGAAAGUGAGCUUGUGGGCGCGUGGUGUAUUGUUUUGCGUACUGGAGGAGCGGAGGCGGUGGCUGUGGCUGUCCUUUGGUGUGGGUGAGCAAGCUCGUGUCAGGCUCGUCGGCGCUAAUGCGGUACUGGGCCUUCACCACAAUCGAACAGUUGGUGUUGCAGGUGGUUGUUUGCCCGUGCCCCCGUACGAAAGGAUAAAGCGUCUGAGGGUAUAACGCCUUGCUGUACUUUAGCACAACUGUGGAGCUGAUAUGUUGGCUUGUUGGGUACGCACGAGGGCUAACAAUGGAGAGUGCUGCGGCAACAAGGCAGCAACACGAGUGGGGCGCGCCCAUUAAAAUGGGUCGGGAUAGACGAGACGUGUGCGGACUGGAUUGCAGCGCAGAAAGGAGGGAGUGAGAUAUGCGGAGGUUUUAAUUUAGAAAAUGCAAGAGUGGCACAUGCGUAAAGGGUGGUUUGAGUUCGAGCUUCGUGGACACGCGACGGGUAAAAUAGGAGGGUGUGGGGACGGUGGGCCACGGUUGCGUGCCUCCGCAUUGGCAGUAGCGCACGUCAAUGGGUCGGGAUAGCUGUGUGUGCGAUGGGACAGUGUUGUAACGCUGGUACUUCCCGUUCCUGACAACUUCGAAGGGCCUUUUCCCGUCGUUACAAGUGUUUAGGUCAGGGGUUCCCCUGGUUUAGGUUGGUGAAGUCCCGCAGAGUGGGUCGGGAUAGCUGAGACGUGUGCGAACUGGACCUCCCAGCUCGACGCGCUGGCUCGCCCUUUGUGGGAAUCAAAAUAAGGCGUGGUACGUAGGCGUGGUACAUAGUGCAGCAACACCUCCUCCGCCAGCCAAGAUGCGUAGGCACGGCAGCUUAGAUGCCUGGGGCCUGACCACCCGUGCCAGUCAAGAUACGUGGACAUGGCACCCCAGAUAUAAGGUUCUAGCCGAGCCAAUUGCAGCGCAGAAACUGUAAAAAGAAGGGACU
Chlamydomonas reinhardtii is the source of this 3661-nucleotide messenger RNA. RefSeq lists its product as uncharacterized. Gene Ontology annotation, molecular function: metal ion binding; methylcrotonoyl-CoA carboxylase activity; ATP binding. Gene Ontology annotation, cellular component: mitochondrion. Bases 298 to 2670 code for a protein of 790 amino acids. The record is from RefSeq and is a predicted model, not a curated record. NCBI's taxonomy places the organism in Eukaryota, Viridiplantae, Chlorophyta, Chlorophyceae, Chlamydomonadales, Chlamydomonadaceae. The transcript is spliced from 15 exons.